Daphnia carinata is the source of this 2915-nucleotide messenger RNA. It is a transcript of the gene Hr78, whose product is annotated as orphan steroid hormone receptor 2-like. NCBI's taxonomy places the organism in Eukaryota, Metazoa, Arthropoda, Branchiopoda, Diplostraca, Daphniidae. The coding region runs from base 407 to 2104 and encodes 565 amino acids. Gene Ontology annotation, biological process: anatomical structure development; regulation of transcription by RNA polymerase II; cell differentiation. The record is from RefSeq and is a predicted model, not a curated record. Gene Ontology annotation, molecular function: RNA polymerase II cis-regulatory region sequence-specific DNA binding; nuclear receptor activity; zinc ion binding. The transcript is spliced from 9 exons.
GAUCCGUCUCUCUCUCUCUCUCUCACUCCCGCACGCGUUCGCUCAGUCUGUUUUUGUUUUUGUUUUUUUGAACCCUCGAUUUUUCGUGAACGAUUGGACAUUUGAAUAUUUUUUUCGUGUGUUGGUGUGUUUGAGAAAUUUGGUGCGAUUGGGGUUAUACGUCAACGAACGACGAGUUCAAAAAGCAAAAGAUGAUGAUUGGUGCGUGAACCGGUCAGCUUUGUUUCGAUUGGUCGUGCCGGCUGUGUGGGGAGAUAGAAGAACGUGAGAAACAAGAAAGAAAAAAAAAAAAAAAGAGAACGACGCGAUAUAUAUUUCUUGUUUGAAAUUUAUUGAGAAAAAAAAAUUACAGUCAAAGUUAAAGAAAGAAAAGGAGGGAGAGAAGAUUAAUUAAAGGUGCAACUGGAUGCCGAUGAGGAUGGACUCGUCCACUUCGGCGAUCAGUCUCGUCGCGGGGGACAAGACGCCGCGCGGAGCUAUGGCCCUCUCCGUCGAGUACUGCGUCGUCUGCGGUGACAGAGCCUCAGGGCGCCAUUACGGAGCAAUUAGCUGCGAGGGCUGUAAAGGUUUCUUUAAACGAUCUAUCCGCAAACAGCUGGGCUACACGUGUCGUGGCGGAAAAGACUGCGAAGUCACCAAACACCACCGCAAUCGGUGCCAGUACUGCCGUCUUCAAAAAUGCCUCUCGAUGGGCAUGCGCAGCGAUUCGGUACAAUCGGAACGGAAGCCAGCCGGCGACAAGAAAUCCGAGUCACCAUCGUCUCAAUUGUUGACGUCGGCAAACUUUCUCCUGCGCGGCGAUCUCUCAUCGGCGGCCAGUGCCGCCCUCUCAGCCUCCGGACAGAACGUUUCAUCGCCAGGUAUCCUAAAACCCUUUGGCUGGAACGCGGAUCUCAGCACGCUGGCCAGCGUGGUGACGUCGUUGGCCGGCAUGCGUUCAGAAGCCUUUGGCGGUGUCAGCAGUAACCCGAUGAACCAUCGAGGAGCGUCGCCAGCUGACAGACCUGAUCGUGCAACUUUGAAUGCGGAUCGACAUCAUCAUCACCAUCAUCACCACCACGAGCGUGGUGGAAGUGGAGGAGGAGGAGGGGGACAGAAUGUCAAAAUGGAGGAGGAGGACGAUUCGGAUGACGAAGAUUCUGCAUCGACCACCAACGAUGAAGCGGCCGUCGCUAAUGCACUUCACCUGGCGAAAGAAAACCUCAUCUCCAAAGCAUUUGACACCAUGGCCAAGAAUAUGAACGGCGGAGACACGUCGAGCACGGGCGCCGAUUACGAAGACGAUGGUCUCUAUGAGUUGGAAGGUCCCCUCCUGUCAGAUGGUAACGUGUCGUUCCAGCUGACGACGCCGUCACCUAUGCCCGUCUUCCUCAAUGCUCACUACAUCUGCGAGAGUGCCUCGCGGCUCCUAUUCCUUUCGGUACACUGGGCCCGAUCUAUCGGCGCCUUCCAGCUGCUCUCGUCCGACACUCAAAUCGAACUCGUCCGAGGUUGCUGGUCCGAACUCUUUGCCCUCGGCAUGGCGCAGUGCUCUCACAUCAUGUCCCUACCGGCCAUUCUGACGGCCAUCAUCACCCACCUGCAAGCAUCCGUCGCUCAGGACAAAGUCUCGGCGCAGCGAGUCAAAUUGGUGACGGAGCACGUUCUGCAGCUGCAAGAUUACGUCAACACCAUGUCCAAACUACAAGUUGACGAACAUGAAUAUGCUUACUUGAAAGCUAUCGCACUCUUUAGUCCAGAUCACGCGGGAUCGACUGGUCGCCAAGUUGAGCGUUUUCAAGACAAGGCCGUAAAAGAAUUACGGACGUAUGUAACGCAAACGUGGAAUGAAGAAGCUGAAGACAGGUUCCCUCGCUUGCUUUUACGACUUCCGCCACUACGUUCUCUCCAACCUGGUUUGAUGGAAGAACUCUUCUUCGCUGCGUUGAUCGGCACCGUCCACAUUGACUCGGUCAUUCCCUACAUCCUCCGCAUGGAUUCAACCGAGUACAACGGGCAAUUUGGUGGAGCUAUGGCCAGCCCUAGCCCCCGAGGCCAACAGUCGUCUUCCUCUCCUUUGCCGGGGAACCACCGGACGCAUUCGCGUUCUCCAGCCGGCCACUAAAAUUUUUGGGAUGUCCGUCUCCACACACAUCCCUUUUAUUUUUCAUUAUUAAUUAUUCACUAUAGAUAUAAAUCAAUUUUUUUUUUUCUCGGGGUAGGGAUUUUUUUUUUCUUAACUUUCGGGUUCCUCCUACCCCCGACAAUCGCCUCAUGUUUUUUUGUCUUCUGUAUAUCCGAGGGUUUUCAUGAGUGUGCAUAUAUCCACAUAUAUAUAUAUAUAUAUUGAUUUGAUAAUGUGUGUGCGUGUGUGUGUUGUUUUUUUUCUUUUUCGAAUGAUCCAGCCGAGUGAGUUGUUUUUAAAAACACUUUUUUAAAAAUGAAAAAUGUGUCUGAGGCUUCAUCUUUCAUCCUUCUCUACCAUCAUCACUUCACAAGCCUCUUUCACCCUUUUUGAAUAUAUGAAAAUUGUACCACCAUGAUUCUUAAAAUUUUUCUUCGUGGAGAUUGUCAAGGUUUGCAAAGUGCCUCCCCAUUUUUUUUUUUUUUCCUAUCUCCCCGACAUUCUUAUAUUUUGUCUUUAAUUAUUAUUACAAUAUGUUGUGUUGAUAUCUAGUACCCGAGGACAAAUCCUAAACUCCUGGAGGAAAAAAAAAAUAGGACUAAUGUCGUGUGCAUAACUUCUCUUUAUAAUUAUAUUUGACUUCUUGACGUGGUUGUGUUCCCUCCCUUUUCUCUCUCUCUGUCCACCCAUCUUUUUUCUAAAAAAAAAAAAACUACAAGACUUUGGCGUCCCGAGUUAUAUGCUCGAUCGGAAACAAUUUAUAAAUAAGCCUAAAAAAAACAAAACAAAAUAAAAUUUUUUUUUGUGAAAA